This is a messenger RNA of Caenorhabditis briggsae, 1128 nucleotides long. Bases 1 to 1128 code for a protein of 375 amino acids. Gene Ontology annotation, molecular function: transmembrane transporter activity. The record is from RefSeq and is a predicted model, not a curated record. NCBI's taxonomy places the organism in Eukaryota, Metazoa, Nematoda, Chromadorea, Rhabditida, Rhabditidae. The transcript is spliced from 8 exons. Gene Ontology annotation, biological process: transmembrane transport.
AUGAAAAAUGAUUUAUCAGAUGGUUAUACCAAUCUCAAUGGGAGUUUCCAUGGAAUUUAUGACUACGACUCCAAUGAAAAAGCCUAUAUUUUAUGGUCCGUAGCAAUUGGAACGUUUUUGGGAACAUUUCCGCUACACUUUUUGUACACAAAGUUUGGCGCAAAAAUACCGUUCUUUAUCUGUGGACUUGUCUCGUGUUGUACAACUGCUUUGAUUCCAUUUUCUGCAAAAACGAAUUAUUAUUUUUUGAUAUUGCUCAGGUUUAUACAGGGAUUCGCCUAUUCUGCUGAUUUUGCUGCCAUCGGACUAAUCAACGGACGAUGGGCUCCAGUAUCAGAAGUCACCAUUUUCAUGUCCAUUUUAACAUGUUUCAAUGGAAUUGCUUCAACGAUUACAAAUGUUGGAACUGGUCUUCUCUGUGAAAGUUCUCUCGGUUGGAAAUGGUCUUACUAUCUUCAUUCGAUUUUUGGAUUUGUUCUUUUUGGAUUAUGGUACUUGGUAUAUAUUGAUUAUCCUGAAGAUACACAACGAGUUUCGGAUUUGGAGUUGAAAAAAAUUCAGAAGGAUAAGUCGGAGGCUCAUUUGAGCAAAAAGUGUGAUGUCCCUUAUAAAAAACUUCUAAUCAGUCCUGUAAUCCUUUGUGUCUGGUUAAAUGCAUUUUUCGAUUUAACAGCUGCAAUUAUGUUCUCCACUUAUGUACCAAUUUAUUUACACGAAGUCCUGAAAUUCGAAAUAAAGACCACCGGAUUUUUAUCAUCUUUAAUUCUGGGAAUGUCCAUUCCAGUUCGGAUAUUUUUUGCAAUUAUCAGUGAUAAGGUUAAAUUAAUAAGUGAAAUGCUGAAAAUCCACAUUUUCAACACAGUCUCUGUUGGAGUCUCGGGAAUAUUUUUCACGUCUAUUGGACAAUUCAACCCAAUUGUGAUUACUGCGAUUCAGUGGAUAAAAUGUUUGGCAUUAUUCGUUGCUCCGGCUCUUGUUAAUAUUUUUGUAUCCGACGAAUCAAAUCGUUCUCAAUGGACUUGGGUUUUUGCAAUUAUCGGCGGGUGUAUGGUUCUAACAAAUUUGAUCUCAUUCUUCAUUUUGACGGAUAAGUCUGCGGAAUGGACAGAACAAACGGAGAAAUUUUGA